AUGAUAAUUGUUAUGUAUUUGAAUACUGCAGUCAUUAUAGUAACUUUGACUUUUAUUAUUGGAAGUACAUUUAUCAUUGCUUCUGAUUCCUCUGUUCAAUCAGAUGUCCAACCAAUAUCUGUAAAUUCAGAUGAAAAUGAUAUGAAUAUAGAGGAAUACAAAAACAUCUUAGAAAAAUUAGAUAAAAGAGGUGGAGGAAGAGGAUUUUACAGACCACGACAAAUAGAGGAACGUUCUGGUGGAAGAAGAUUUUAUAAUUUACAACAUUUUCAAAAACGUUCUGAUAUUGAUAGAGAUGAAAAUGAUUUAGGUUACUAUGAUUCUCAAGAAAAAAGAGGAGGUGGACGUAGUUUUUUACCAGCUUACGGAACAUUGAUGUAUCCAAAUGAAAAAAGAAUUUAUGAACCUUAUCCAUAUGUCUUUUAUGAUCAUAUGAAACGUGGUGGAGCUCGCCUUUUCCGAAAAUAUGAUAGUGAUAACAACAAAUAUGCUUACUAUUAUGGAUUAUAA
Messenger RNA from Strongyloides ratti, 510 nucleotides. RefSeq lists its product as hypothetical. The transcript is spliced from 3 exons. The record is from RefSeq and is a predicted model, not a curated record. NCBI's taxonomy places the organism in Eukaryota, Metazoa, Nematoda, Chromadorea, Rhabditida, Strongyloididae. The coding region runs from base 1 to 510 and encodes 169 amino acids.